AUGAAAAACUUCGACAUCUUACCUCAGAGAGAAAUCACUGAAGCUCUCACUGUGCCACACAGGUUUAAGGAUAAUAAACAUGAGCGUCUGGAUGCGGAGGAGAGGCGGUGGAUUCAGGAGAAGGAGAAGGACGUCCUGGCUCCUCUCCUCCUCCGGCUGAACGACACGGAGACUCUGAGCGCAGGAGACGCCAAGCAGAUCCACCAAGACUGUUUGUCCGGGUUCAAACAGAGACUGGUGGAGCAAGCCAACCUCAUUCAGGAACGCUAUGAGAAGGAGACCCAGGAGCUGCAGAGGAAGCAGCGCUCGUUCCAGAAGAACCAGCUCCACAUGACGAAGGGCCAGGAGAAGGAUUACCAGACCUACUGUACCGAGAAAAUACUACGAAUAAACGUCGCCAAGAAACGCCUGAAAAUGCACAAGGAAGCAGCUCCUCACAAGUACAAAGCUCUGGAUCAGAGGCUGAAGCGAGACCCUCGACUGGCGCCUCACCUGCUUUACUGAGCCAGGCGUCUUUUAAAGUACUAUAUGAACAAACUUUCCAUACAGAAAAGAGUUUAGAAAUCCUCCUUCACACAUGCCUUUUUUGACUUAUUUUUCCUGUGUUGUUAAUCUUUACAAACUGCUUACAAAUGUUGUGAAAAUGAACCUGCAUAACAUGUUAUCUUUGUUAUCUUAACAUAAAGGGGAUCCAUCUACUUUUCAGAAAAUAAAGUUCAGGAACAGAAAAGAA
This is a messenger RNA of Notothenia coriiceps (black rockcod), 733 nucleotides long. Its product is annotated as coiled-coil domain-containing protein lobo homolog. Gene Ontology annotation, cellular component: motile cilium. NCBI's taxonomy places the organism in Eukaryota, Metazoa, Chordata, Actinopteri, Perciformes, Nototheniidae. Gene Ontology annotation, biological process: flagellated sperm motility. The coding region runs from base 1 to 504 and encodes 167 amino acids. The record is from RefSeq and is a predicted model, not a curated record. The transcript is spliced from 5 exons.